AUGGCGCCCUCGAAGAAGAAAAUUCAUGUUCCCAUCAACGGGAAUCGCACGGACAAACUUCGACAAGCUGCCAAUUCUGGUCUAUAUACUGAAAUGCUCUCCCGGUUGCGAGCUGGACAACGGGCAGCCACACGAGGCGAAGCUGAAAGAUCGGAACAGGCCGCAUUCCAACAAGAGGACAUUCUCCAGCAGCCGUAUGACGACAUGAACAUCGACAUACCACCAAAUGAAGACCAGGAGCAGGCGGACUCGGCCGAAGUAGAUGCAGACACCCAAGCUGAAUGGGUUACUUUGGCUCCCGAUAUUACAAAUCCGAUAGAUGAAGUCAUUCAAUCCAGGAUAGAGCAACAUCGACGAGAGGCCAGAAAUUUCAACAUGGCCUCAGUGAUGCGAGCCCUCCAUCCAACUUACAUCGCAUUGAAACUUCGAACAGAGAAUUGGGCAGGUGCAGAGGCUGCCAAAUCGUUUGUCAACUGCAGAUGCCUCCCGCACACCCUUACCAAGCGAACAGUUGAUAUGGUUGACAUAGUAGGGCAACACCGGCGAAAAAUGGCCUUCUGUGGGUGCACCCAUGAUGCUGUCCGACUUCUCCAGCAGUGGUACCUCGCGGGAUCCCCAAUGCAACCCCAAACGGCUUUCUCCAUGCGACUCAUGAUCUUCCACAACGAUUUGUGGAAUCACUGUCAUGUCGGCACUCUUCCGUUUACAUCAGCUCUCAGGCAAUGGCUCGAGCCAAGGUCUGAGCGUCUGUUUGCUAAGAACAGUAGGCAUGCACGGGACCUCCGAAAGCCAUUUACUGCGGCGGUCGAUAUGUUUCGUAAACUGAAUGAUAUGACCGACUCGCUUGUGAUGCAGGCGCUCAAGCUCACUGAACAAGAAAAAUUGGCCGGUCUAUCAUGUCCAGCGUGUUUUGGGCCACAGCCACCAAAUCCCGAUCAAUACCCUGAAUCAACCCGAGACCGAUUGAUCAUUUGUUUGGACGGGAAUUUUCAACACCGUCACCACCUCAAAGCCAGCCGCGACGAAACAAUUCAGAGCCCUCGGAUAUUCCUUGAACAGCGGGAAGUAGAAGACAUGAGUGCCCAUAUCAGAGCCAAGGAACUCGAAAACAAGCCCCCGGCAUCGGCCGACCGAUGUGCAGAUGCACAUAAAGCAGCUGAUGAUAAAAGAAAUGAAUCAACCUGGAAAGGAUGCGACGACACCGGUUUGAUGGGAUGCUGCUGCCGCCACGAUGCGGCCGUAUACCUUGAAAAUAUACACAAGUCCGGCGAGCAGAGAAACCUUCCGUGUGCACUGAUCAAUAGGGUAUUAGGUGUCGUUGAGCCGACUCGGAAACUGGGCAUCUUAUACGACAUUGGAUGCUCUCUCGACAAAUUUAUCAGAUUGCGAGGACUAUUUCAGUCAGACCGAACUCGAUUUCAGUUUGCUACUUCGAUCUUCCAUGCCUACGUACAUAAUUGGCUAUGUCAACUGGACUAUAACCCACGAUACAAUAAGGGGUGGGGCCUCUCCGACGGAGAGGGAUUGGAACGAAUGUGGUCAUAUUUAUCACCACUUGUCAGUCCAUUACGGUACGCAACUCGCAACCACCGAUUGGCAGCAAUAGCGCAUCGAUUGAAAUUUCACAAUCAUAGGGGAAUAACCCGACUAGCUUUCUGGUUGCGGAGGAAGUUCGGGAACGCUGUUACACGUCGGCGGGAAGCCCGAGCCGAACUGGCAGGCCUACUUGACACGAAAAACCCUCAUUCUGAGCAAGGGGUGAACUAUACCAAAGGGUUUUUCAUGCGGCAGUGGAAGAAUCAGUGUCAAUUUCAGAAGGAUCACACCGAGGACGAACACGAUCGAAGAACGAAGCUGGUUAAGCUAUACAAGCAGGAGGGUGUCCUUGAGCUACUAAGGAAUCGACUAAUGGGGCCGGAAGUGUUCCUGGCGACUGAAGACCAGGUAGAGGAGCUACUGAAUAACAUUUCCGAGAAAACCAAAGAGUUGAAGAAGCUUGCCGAGGAGCUGCAUAUCACAAAUUCCACUAGCCAAGGAACAGAUAGAAAUGAGGAGGAGAGGCUGCUGUUGCUGCUAUGGGAUGCCAAGUCCGAACUUUUUAUUCAUGCAGUCAACCGACACGCGGAACUACAGCCAGUGGUGAAUUCUAAAACAAUGGGCACAAGAUUGGGAACGAAGUUGAAAGAGAAGAUUUUCAAGGCCAUCGGAAAUCGCCGCCCAGCAGUUAACCGAAGUAUAGCCCAAUUCAACAAAUGCCACUCGGAUUUUGUUGCCAGAUUCCCAGAUCAAUCAGUAUCGGGCUUCCAGGGGCAAUUAACGUACGAUUUGUUUUCCGAGUUGCCAUUGGAUGACAAGUUCUGGAAUGAUGGGCUAUACUUCCACUCAAAAGCCCCUUGGGCCGUCGAUCCAGAUGUUCGAGCAGGUAUCACCUGUGUCUUGGUCCUGAGCAGGAUUCAAGAGGAAUUCCAGCUCAUUGCCCAAGAGUUAGCUCGGGUUGUUGGUUGGGCAAUAGCACAUCAUGCGCAACUGGUUGAGUUUAUUGUUUACUUGCAAAGGCGAUACAAUCUGCUAGACCGAAAGGAUGAAAACGGACACCGGAUUAGUGGCGCGGAGGAAGAGCGACUUGUUCCACUUGAUCACAUUGACGAAAUGUAUCUAGGUGGAAUAAGCAGAAGGCAAAAAUUCAAGAUGAUCGAGCGAGAGUUACGUACACGUCUCGACGAACACGAAGCCCUUGUUGAAGACUGGUCGGAAGAUGUCAUUUGGCUCUGGAGUAUGUGCCAGCCAAUACCAAACAAACCGUACAUCAAACAGUGGCAUGAAUUAAUCAGCCGAAUCCGGACUAGGAAAACAAGAAGUGAGACUGGCGGUGGGAUUGAUGAGACUUUGGAGGAUACUGUCAUUGAAGUGGGUGCGCUGGAUGGCGACGGCGAAGAUGCUAGUGAUGAAUGGAUAAAUGAGGCUCAGUGA
Molecule: messenger RNA, 2970 nt
Organism: Puccinia graminis f. sp. tritici CRL 75-36-700-3
Lineage: Eukaryota; Fungi; Basidiomycota; Pucciniomycetes; Pucciniales; Pucciniaceae
Exons: 9
Coding region: 1-2970 (989 amino acids)
Source: RefSeq, a predicted model, not a curated record